Molecule: messenger RNA, 825 nt
Organism: Phycomyces blakesleeanus NRRL 1555(-)
Lineage: Eukaryota; Fungi; Mucoromycota; Mucoromycetes; Mucorales; Phycomycetaceae
Exons: 3
Cellular component (GO): mitochondrion
Molecular function (GO): proline dehydrogenase activity; FAD binding
Source: RefSeq, a predicted model, not a curated record
UUGAGUAAUAAAGACUGGAAAGACUAUGAUAGGGUGGUUAAUCGUCUAGAGGAUAUAUGUCAGUUGGCUAAAGAGCUUGGAAUUGGGAUUAUGAUAGAUGCUGAACAAUCGUAUUAUCAAGAAGCUAUUGAUCAUUUUGCACUGCAUUUACAACAAAAAUUUAAUCGUAUUCAAGACACACACCAUGAAGCACUUGUAUACAAUACUUACCAGAUGUACACCAAAAGUGGGCAACACAAACUGGAAAGAGACACAAGAUGGGCAGAACAAAAGGGAUUUACACUAGCAGUCAAAUUAGUCCGUGGAGCUUACAUGGUGUCAGAGACAAAGCGCGCUAAAGACCUGGGCUACCCUUCUCCGAUUCAAGACACGCUUGAAGACACACACGCGUCAUUUAAUGGAGCCAUUCUUUUCUUGCUGAAUAAACUUCAGGAGCACCAUUGUUCAACCCGUCAAAUCUUGUCUCCCACGACAUCUCCGGUUGUAUUUAUGAUAGCAAGUCACAACAGAGAAUCGGUUGUACUGACAGUUGAAGAGAUGGAACGUCACCACGUAUCUCCUCAGUCUGGUGUUAUCCAGUUUGGCCAACUGUAUGGAAUGCAGGACCAGAUUUCGUAUAUUUUGGGCAAAAAUGGGUAUUCUACAUACAAAUACCUCCCGUAUGGCAUGAUCGAUCAAGUGCUUCCCUAUCUUGUGCGCCGUGUUCAAGAGAACUCAGCUGUUCUUGAAAGCGUAUCAAAAGAACAACAGUUACUAUUGCAGGAAAUCAAGAAGCGAUUCCUUUUCAAAAAAGAAGAAGAUCCAGAAAUUACACCUCCUGUUUAG